Siniperca chuatsi (mandarin fish) is the source of this 2122-nucleotide messenger RNA. It is a transcript of the gene ppa2, whose product is annotated as inorganic pyrophosphatase 2. The transcript has 12 exons. Gene Ontology annotation, cellular component: cytoplasm. The record is from RefSeq and is a predicted model, not a curated record. Gene Ontology annotation, biological process: phosphate-containing compound metabolic process. Lineage: Eukaryota; Metazoa; Chordata; Actinopteri; Centrarchiformes; Sinipercidae. Gene Ontology annotation, molecular function: magnesium ion binding; inorganic diphosphate phosphatase activity. Bases 71 to 1105 code for a protein of 344 amino acids.
GGGCUUCACACUUCUGGAUGUGGCGGAGGGGUGAAACGGGAAGCAGGAACCGAGGGGAGAAGUGUCUAUAAUGACGCCGCUGCUGUUGCGCUCUUCGCUCGGCUGCUUGGUGACAGUUUUCGGCUCAUUUUCCGCUUCUCGAAACAAGCUCGUCACACAAGCAGCAGCGGUGCCUCAUCUGUAUUACUUGAGAAAAACGAUGCACUAUCAAACGGAGGAGAGAGGACACCCCAAUUCUCCUGACUACCGGAUUUAUUUUAAAACCUCUGAAGGAAAAUACAUUUCACCAUUUCAUGACAUUCCACUUACUGUGGAGACUGAACAGGACAAUGAUGUGCCAGCUAAAAAACCUAAGAAGAAUGAAAGUGAGGUGCUCUUUAACAUGGUUGUGGAGGUACCUCGAUGGUCAAAUGCUAAAAUGGAGAUUGCAACAAAGGAACCGCUGAACCCGAUCAAACAAGACGUAAAGAAAGGAAAGCUCCGAUAUGUAGCCAACAUAUUUCCCUAUAAAGGUUACAUUUGGAAUUAUGGGGCACUCCCACAGACAUGGGAGGACCCAAACCACACAGACAAAGAGACAAAGUGUUGUGGUGAUAAUGAUCCCAUUGACGUUUGUGAGAUCGGCACCCAGGUGUGCUUUCCAGGUCAGGUGAUCCAAGUGAAAGUGCUCGGCAUCUUGGCUAUGAUCGAUGAGGGAGAAAUGGACUGGAAGGUCAUCGCUAUCAAUGCUGAGGAUCCAGAUGCCAAAAACCUAAAUAACAUAGAGGAUGUCCGCAAGAGCCGACCUGGUCAUUUAGAGGCCACUGUUGACUGGUUUAGGAAAUAUAAGGUGCCUGAUGGAAAGCCAGAGAACCAAUUUGGAUUCAAUGGACAAUUCAGAGACAAGGACCUUGCAGCUGAGAUCAUUAAGUCCACUCACGAGCACUGGAGGGCACUAGUGCAGAAGCAGACGAAUAGUGGAGGGAUCGAAUGCAAAAAUAUCUCCUGCUGUGAGAGCCCUUUCAAAUGCAGUGCAGAUGAGACCAGAGGUGUGGUCCAAUCGGCCCCUGCAUUUGGCAGCGCACAUCCUGUGUCUCCAGAGGUGGACAAGUGGCAUUUUGUCUGAAUCCCUGAAGACAAUAUGGAAACCAACCAUUGUAUGAAACAGCUGCAUCUUUUGUAUGCAACUGGAUUUAUAUUUGGUAAGGACUCAUUCUCAGCUGUAUAAAGUGCCAUCUAUGUUUACCAUCUAGUAAAAAAGAAAAUGCUAAUACCCAGUACAUUGAAAUAUGAGCCGGUACUUUUGUAAUGCUGAGUAAAGAACCAGAAGCAAGAUGUGUUUUUGGGUGUCAUGUGUGACACCAGAUUGAUGUACUGUCUAUAAUUUCAGUUAUAAUUUAGAGGUUAAUCACAAAAAUAAUUGGUCUCCUUUCUACUAAAUUGUAAAUUAUGUUGUAUAUGUAUUUCAGUAUUUUUGUGACCAAUGUCCAGACCCAGCCUUGUAUAAGACUGAAAGUCAUGCUGAUAUGCUCUAAUUGGCCUUCAAAUGACCAGUGUGUAGGAUUUAGUGGCAUCUAGCAGGUGAGGUUGUAGAUUGCAACCAACUGAAUACCCCUCGCCUCAGCCUCCCCUUCCAAGUGUGUAGGAGAACCUACGUUGGCUGCGAAACCCACAAAAAACGCGAAAGGCCUUCUCUAGAGCCAGUGUUUGGUUUGUCCGUUCUGGGCUACUCCGUGGAAGAGGACCCGUUCAGCCUCCCCUUCCAAGUGUGUAGGAGAACCUACGUUGGCUGCGAAACCCACAAAAAACGCGAAAGGCCUUCUCUAGAGCCAGUGUUUGGUUUGUCCGUUCUGGGCUACUCCGUGGAAGAGGACCCGUUCCCUCUGUAGAUAUAAAGGGCUCAUUCUACGGUAACGAAAACACGAUUUUUAUUUUCAGGUGAUUAUAUACUAAUGAAAACAUACUUAUGAAUAUUAUAUUCCUAUUUCUGCCAUAUUCUGCCAAUAGAUCUCCCUAAAUCUUACACACUGGUCCUUUAAGACUGUAACCAGUUUGCGCUUGCAACCAAAAGCCCAAUUUGUAUGUAAAAAGUAAACAAUUUUCUCCUGUUUGGGUAAAUAAAAAAAUUAAGGCAUGAACAUGA